Messenger RNA from Glycine soja, 3194 nucleotides. RefSeq names its product probable LRR receptor-like serine/threonine-protein kinase At3g47570. The transcript has 3 exons. Gene Ontology annotation, biological process: protein phosphorylation. NCBI's taxonomy places the organism in Eukaryota, Viridiplantae, Streptophyta, Magnoliopsida, Fabales, Fabaceae. Gene Ontology annotation, molecular function: ATP binding; protein kinase activity; protein binding. The record is from RefSeq and is a predicted model, not a curated record. Bases 11 to 3091 code for a protein of 1026 amino acids.
GCUUCCUUUAAUGAUGUCAAGUGUUGUUUGGCCCACAUGCCUUGCCUGGUUUCUUCUCUUCACAUCAAACCUAUGGUCUCAAAAUACAAUAACUACCUAUGCAUUAGGAAAUGAGACUGAUCAUUUUGCACUGCUCAAAUUCAAAGAAUCAAUAUCUCAUGACCCUUUUGAAGUGUUAAACUCUUGGAAUAGUUCAAGCAACUUUUGCAAGUGGCAUGGAGUCACAUGUAGUCCACGACACCAAAGAGUUAAAGAGCUAAAUCUAAGAGGAUAUCACUUGCAUGGAUUUAUAUCACCCUACAUUGGGAACCUUUCUUUAUUGAGAAUCCUCCUCCUUAAUGACAAUAGCUUCUACGGUGAAGUCCCGCAAGAAUUGGAUCGAUUAUUUCGAUUACAUGUACUCAAUUUCGCUGAUAACACAUUAUGGGGAGAAUUUCCCAUCAAUUUGACAAAUUGCUCUAAACUUAUCCAUUUAAGUUUAGAGGGAAAUCGUUUCAUUGGUGAAAUACCAAGGAAGAUUGGAUCCUUUAGCAAUCUUGAAGAGUUGCUUAUUGGUAGGAACUAUCUAACUAGACAAAUUCCACCUUCCAUAGGAAAUCUAUCUUCCCUCACUUGUCUUUCCUUGAGAUCAAAUAAAUUGGAGGGGAACAUACCAAAAGAAAUAGGCUAUUUGAAAAACUUGAGAAUUUUGCGGGUGUCAGAUAAUAAACUAUCUGGUUACAUUCCUCUUUCCUUAUACAAUUUGUCAUCUCUCAAUGUCUUCAUAAUCACAAAAAACCAAUUUAACGGUUCUUUUCCGGUCAACUUGUUCCUCACCUUGCCUAAUCUCAAUUUUUUUGCAGUUGGUGCGAAUCAAUUCUCCGGUUCAAUUCCAACUUCCAUCACUAAUGCAUCUGGGAUUCAAACAUUGGAUAUUGGUAAUAACCUUUUGGUAGGACAAGUCCCAAGUCUAGGGAAGUUGAAAGAUAUUUCAAUUCUACAACUAAAUUUAAACAAUGUGGGUAAUUAUUCCAUCACACUCACCCAACUAAUUGUUGGUCGUAAUCAUUUUUUUGGAAAAAUUCCUAUGGAAUUAGGAAAUCUUGUUAACUUAAUUACCUUGGCUAUGGAGAAAAAUUUCCUAACUGGCAUCAUUCCAACUACUUUUGGUAAGCUUCAAAAGAUGCAAUUAUUAAGUUUAGGGGUAAACAAAUUGAUUGGAGAGAUACCUUCUUCCAUUGGCAAUCUCAGUCAAUUAUAUUACCUAGAAUUAUCAUCUAAUAUGUUUGAUGGAAAUAUUCCUUCAACAAUUGGAAGUUGCCGACGUUUACAAUUUCUAAAUCUUUCAAAUAACAACAUCACUGGAGCCAUACCUUCACAAGUGUUUGGAAUUUCCUCUUUAUCUACUGCACUGGUAUCACAUAACUCAUUAAGUGGCAGUCUACCAACAGAAAUUGGCAUGCUAAAAAAUAUUGAAUGGUUGGAUGUGUCUAAAAAUUAUAUUUCCGGUGUGAUUCCUAAAACAAUUGGAGAAUGCAUGAAGUUGGAAUACCUUUAUUUAGAGGGGAACUCCUUCCAUGGAAGCAUGCCUCCUUCAUUGGCUUCAUUAAAAGGUCUUAGAAAAUUAGACCUUUCAAGAAACAACUUGUCUGGAUCGAUUCCGGAAAGACUGCAAAAUAUUUCUGUUCUAGAAUACUUCAAUGCUUCUUUCAACAUGUUGGAGGGUGAGGUACCAACAAAUGGUGUCUUUCAAAAUGCAAGUGCAAUUUCAGUAACUGGCAAUGGCAAGCUUUGCGGUGGGGUAUCUGAACUAAAACUUCCACCUUGCCCUUUAAAAGUUAAGGGUAAGAAAAGAAGAAAACACCAUAAUUUCAAGUUAGUGGUGAUGAUAAUCUGUUUGGUUCUUUUUCUUCCUAUACUAUCAUGUAUCCUUGGUAUGUAUUUGAUAAGGAAAAGGAAGAAAAAGUCAUCUACUAAUUCAGCAAUUGAUCAACUUCCUAAGGUAUCAUACCAGAACCUAAACCAUGCAACUGAUGGAUUCUCAUCUCAGAACUUGAUAGGAAUAGGAAGCCAUGGCUCUGUAUAUAAAGGAAGACUUGAUUCAACAGAAGGAUUUGUUGCUAUAAAGGUUCUAAACCUUCAAAAGAAAGGGUCUAACAAAAGUUUUGUGGCUGAAUGUAAAGCAUUAAGAAAUGUUCGGCAUAGAAACCUAGUGAAGGCUGUCACGUGUUGCUCAAGUGUGGAUUACAAUGGAAAUGAUUUUAAAGCUUUAGUGUUUGAGUACAUGUCAAAUAGAAGCUUAGAGGAAUGGUUGCAUCCACAGAAUGGAAGUGCAGAACGACCAAGAACAUUGGACCUUGAGACAAGAUUAGAAAUUGUGGUUGGCGUUGCUUCUGCACUACAUUAUCUUCACCAUGAGUGUGAGGAACCAAUUAUUCACUGUGAUAUAAAGCCGAGUAAUGUUCUUCUUGAUGAUGACAUGGUUGCUCAUGUCAGCGAUUUUGGCUUAGCAAGACUUGUCUCGAAAAUCGACAACUGUCAUAACCAAAUUAGUACAAGUGGAAUAAAAGGAACUAUAGGUUAUUUUCCCCCAGAGUAUGGAGCCAGUUCUCAGGUGUCAACAAAGGGUGACAUGUAUAGCUUUGGCAUCUUAAUUCUAGAGAUCUUAACUGGGAGACGACCAACAGAGGAAAUGUUUAAAGAUGGACAAACCCUUCAUGACUAUGUUAAAAUUGCACUUCCAAAUAACUUCUCGGAGAUUGUUGAUGCAACUCUUAUUUCAAUGGGAAAUGAAUCAUCUCCUACAAUAACAGUAUCAGAACAAAACAACAUCUUCGAGAUUGUAGAUCAUUUGCAUCCUAAUACCAAGAAGUGCUUGUUUUCAUUAUUUAGGAUUGGUCUAGCAUGUUCAGUGGAGCCACCGGGACAAAGGAUGAAUAUGAUGGAAGUCACCAAGGAGCUAAAUAUGAUUAGAAAUGUUUUUUAUGCUCGAAGGAUCAGAGGUAAUUACAUAAGAGUCUUAUCAAUUUAUACAAUUAUAGUUUCAGAAAUCUUGUUAUUGAUUUCAAUUGUUUUCCCAUUUUGUUUUCUUACAAAAUUAUUUUUAAACUAGAACCCUGAUUUUUAUCUUUGUUAAAAAGAAAACAUCUCAUCAUUAGACCAUGUACAAACUUUUGCCAAAAGUUUAUGCUAUGCAUCCUAAAUUAGGUUGUUUG